GUCAGUGUGUCAAACGUCAAACUGUCAACAAGACUGGAAGUGAAGUGGCAGAGGGUGCAGUGCAACAGUUGCAAUAUGCACUUAUUUUAAUUAAUAAUUCAUGUUUAUAAUGUAUUAAAUGUUUUAUAUUAUAUUGCCAUACCAUAUUUUAAAAUCGCAUUUACCAAGUCGAGUGUGAAAAAGGUACAUUGUUUACCUUUGAUUACUAUCACAACAUUCUAUGUUUCUUAAUUUAUAUAAAUUGAAACAUCAGUUAAAAUGGACCCUUUAAGAGACUCCACAUCUUUACAAGAUUGUUUAAGUAAUCCUGCAAAACGUGUUACUCCAAAUGUACCAACACCUGUUUGGGACAAUGUAGAAAGUCGGACAGCUUUAGUUGAAAGUGACAUAUUUUCGCCACCACCAGUGCCUUCAAGUCAACCAUCAGUUAUAUCCAAUAGCUCCAUGAAUGUAAAUAUGGCUCGCACCCCACAACACAGACCUACAAGCGUCCAUAGUGACAAUAGUGCAUCGUCAACGCAAUUGCCGACACCUCAGGCUCCAUCACGGAUAACUGGCGAUGUGGUGCUCACUCCAACUCACAGUACCUUCACCCCUCAGGCCAACCCUCAUAGCUCCAUGACUGCUCUAACGCCAAUGCCGAGCGGUACGAGUCAAGCAAAAAAUAGCAUAAAAAUACAGAAUUGUGUAUCCACUGUUAGUCUCGGAUGUGAAUUGAAGUUGCUGGAUAUUUACUGCAGAACACGGUUCUCAGAAUACAACCCUGCAAGAUUCCAAGGCGUUGUCAUGAAAAUAUUGGAGCCCAGAGCUACAGCACUAGUGUUCAGGUCAGGGAAAAUAGUAUGCACAGGAGCAAGAAAUGAACAUGAUUCAUACUUGGCAGCUAGAAAAUUUGCAAGGAUCAUUCAAAAACUUGGAUUUCCCGCCAAGUUUCUGGAUUUUAAAAUUCAGAAUUUCAUAGCAACAGGUGACUUGAGGUUCCCCGUCAGAUUAGAGGCUCUGCAACAAGCACACGGACAGUUCACAUCAUAUGAGCCCGAGCUCUUCCCUGGGCUGGUCUACCGGAUGGUGCGGCCUAGAGUUGUCCUCUUGAUAUUUGUUAACGGAAAAAUUGUGUUUACAGGAGGAAAGACGAGGAAUGAAAUCCAUGAAGCUCUAGAUAUUAUUUAUCCAAUAUUAAGAAGUUAUAGAAAAAAUUAGGACUUAAUAUUAUUUUAAGGUUAUUGAUUGUUUUAAUAAUUGUCGAUUAUUAUUUAUUUUACAUAUGUAUAAUAAAAUGAUGGAACAUUGGUGAA
Messenger RNA from Leguminivora glycinivorella, 1295 nucleotides. Its product is annotated as TATA-box-binding protein-like. NCBI's taxonomy places the organism in Eukaryota, Metazoa, Arthropoda, Insecta, Lepidoptera, Tortricidae. Gene Ontology annotation, biological process: DNA-templated transcription initiation. Gene Ontology annotation, molecular function: DNA binding; RNA polymerase II general transcription initiation factor activity. The transcript is spliced from 6 exons. The record is from RefSeq and is a predicted model, not a curated record. The coding region runs from base 259 to 1200 and encodes 313 amino acids.